Molecule: messenger RNA, 1764 nt
Organism: Paramecium pentaurelia
Lineage: Eukaryota; Ciliophora; Oligohymenophorea; Peniculida; Parameciidae
Source: the annotation of a GenBank genome assembly
AUGUAAUUAAAUGAACCUAAAGCUAUUUUGUUUAACAAAUUGUAUGAGAAAGAUGUUUGCAUUAGAUGUAUAUUGAGAUUGUUCAAAAUUACAGAGAAUAACUUAUAUAGAGAAACAUAAGGAUUCAUUUAAUUGUUAGUUGAUAUAGGAAAAUUGAUUGGAAAUGAAAAUGUAAAUGAUUAUUUUAAUAAAAAAAGAAAUUAGUAGAAGAGUAUGAUUUCUUAUACUAUAAAAGAAAGUCAGAAAUUAUAGAUUAUGAUAUAUUGCCUUAAACUUGUCAUUCUACAUUGAAGGAUUAAUUCAUUAAAAAUCCAUUUCAUACCUUUGAUAAAAUUAAUAAAUGUUUAAUUUGUCAUGGAAUAUUAUAAUGUUUGGAUGAUUAAAAAUUCUUAGCAAUAUUAGUUAAUGAGAUAUAUCAAAGAUAAUAUUAAUAUGAGGCAUUUAAAUUUUAAGUGAAAACACCUAUUGGUUGCUAAAUCAGAUAAAUAAUGAUUUUGAAUUAAUGUAUAACAGAGAUUGGUUUAAAUGAUCCAUUUUAUGAAUAGAUUAUAACUCCUAAUUUUGCAAUAGACAUUAAGAAUUGUGUAAAAUGGAUAAUGUGUAGUCUUUUAAGUGAAUAAUUAAAAGUACCUUGUGAUAUAAAUGAUGAUAGAUUUUAAAUUUGUUUAAAUUUUGAGAAUAUUGGAGAUGAUGUUAAAUAAUUUGAAUAAUUUAAAUAAAUAAUUUAAGAUAUUGAUGAUAAAAUGUGGGAGGAGAAAAUUGCUAAGAAAGUACGAUUAUAUUAUAAAAAAGUUAAAAAUGAAUGAUCCUUAAUUAAAGGAAGAAAUUAAUAAUAAAUUAUUAUAAAAGAAAAAUCUAUAAUCUUAACCUUUCUUACCUACUCAAAAUAAUUUAGAGAAAAUAUCUAAAUUAAAUUAAACUUAAUUAUCUUAAUUUAAAAUAAUUAAUGUUAAUUAUCCAGUUAAAUUAGAAGUGACAACUAGUUAUUAGAAUAUAUUUAUUAAAGGAAAUUACAUCAAAUUAGGUAGAUAUAUUAGCUAAACUCCAUGGUUUAUAAAUGGAAAUAGAAUAUAUGCAGAUUCUAUUGAAGAUUUAGUGAGUGCAGAGGCAUGCAAGAUCUUUAAACCUUCAAGUUUAAAGUUUCAUUCUGGAGGAAGGGAAGAUAUAGAUGUUAGAAUGUUAGGGAAUGGUAGACCGUUUGCAAUUGAAUUAGUUGAUCCUCAUUGUGGAUUGUAGAUUUAGACCUAAGAAAUUCUUAAUUAAAUAGAAUCUAAUAUAAAUUCAUAAAAAGUAGUAAAAGUAACUCCAUUAUAAUAUACUGAUACAAAUAUAUUUGAAGAAUUAAAGAAUUCUGAAAUUAAUAAAGUUAAAGCUUAUUGUUGUAUAGUUGAAUGUAAAAAUAUAGUAAAUGGAGAUCUUAUCUAAUAAGCAAAUUAAAUAAAGGAUUUAAUCAUUAAAUAGAAAACACCAAUUAGAGUACUUCAUAGAAGAACUUAAAUGGUGAGAGAUAAGAUUAUCCAUUCAUUAUUGAUCAAAUAAAUUAAUGAAAAAUGGCUUUUGGUUUAUGUACUUAGUAGUGCAGGUACUUACAUUAAGGAAUUUAUUCAUUCAGAUUUAGAUAGAACUGUUCCAAAUUUAUGUACAUUAUUAUAAAAUGAAUGUGAUAUUUAUUAAUUAGAUGUUAUGAAAUUGUAUGAAAAGAUUGAUGAAGAUGUUAUUAUUAAUUUUAAAAAUUUAGAUACAGAAUAUGGAAGUAAAAUUUGA